UUAUAAAAGGCGCCACUAACGCUGGUACACGCAGUUUGGUGGCCCUGACUGGCAUUUGCUUGAAACCCACUAAUGGGGCAUGAGCCAUAAUAGCGAAGAAGAAGAUUUACAGGACGGAAAAGCUAUUACAGUGAUUACACAUUUUCUUAUGGCCUUGGUCGCUCGGUCUUUUCUCUGAUGAAAAUACAAUAUAACCCCGAUAUAAAUACUCAGAUUGGCGUAUGGACUAACAGAGUAAGUCUACAGACCCAUAAUUGCAAAGAAGAAGAAGAAGAAGAUACAACCACCAUGACGACUGCGCUGUAUUUAGAACAUUAUCUUGACAGUCUUGAGCAUUUACCAAUUGAAUUGCAACGAAAUUUUACUUUGAUGAGAGAUUUAGAUGCUAGAGCUCAAGGAUUGAUGAAAGAUAUUGACAAGCUAGCAGAUGAGUUCUUGAAGAAUGCAAAGAAUAAAGACUCAUCAACAGAAGCAAAAGAAAAAAAGAAAGAGGAGCUUUCUCAUAUUCAACAUCUCUUUAACAAGGCUAAAGAAUAUGGAGACGACAAGGUUCAAUUAGCUAUUCAAACUUAUGAAUUAGUUGAUAAGCAUAUUAGACGAUUGGAUUCAGAUCUGGUAAGAUUUGAGGCAGAAAUACAGGAUAUGACAAUAAAUAGCAGUAGAGCUAUAGAGGAGAGCAAUGCCAGCAAAAAGGGUAGAAAGAAACUUAAAGAAAAAGAAAAGAGAAAAAAAGGCAAUACAGCUAGCAGUGAUGACGAAGGCAAAAAUGCAAGGAAAAAACAAAAAAAAGGUGGCUCUGUGGCUUCAGCAUCCUCGACUAGUGCUACUGCUGGUGGUGUUCAAGUAGAUUCGACAGCACUUGGACACCCAGCCGACGUCUUAGAUAUGCCGGUUGAUCCUAAUGAACCAACUUACUGUCUAUGUCAUCAAGUAUCAUAUGGAGAAAUGAUUGGUUGUGAUAAUCCAGAUUGCCCUAUUGAGUGGUUCCACUUCGCCUGUGUAGGUUUAACUACAAAACCUAAAGGAAAGUGGUAUUGUCCCAAAUGUACAUUAGAUCGUAAAAAGAAGUAAACUUUCUAUAGGAAAAUCAGAAGCGGUUCGUAUAGCGAUAUUAAAAACAACUGUACAUUAUUUCUAAAAUUACGAUGUAACAUUUUAUAUUGAAGAAUGCAAAAGAAUGCGUUGUGUAAACACCAUGUGUAAAUAAUAUAACUAUAUUUGCUGCAAACAAUAAAGUUUAUUUGUGAGUAUAUUAACAAAAAGUGGAGAGUGUAAAUAAUUCCUUUAAGAAAGAUCGCGUCACUUUCUCUAAUAAGAUGGGAUAUAGUUAAAGCUAGUAAACUUCUUGCAAGAGGAGUGUAAAAAUGUUGUAUCUUUACGUAUUAACUCUUUCGUUAUGGCUGUAUAAAUAUGUGUAAUUUAUAAAAUAAUUUAAAUGUUAAUUAAAAACCGAAUUAAUGCAAAAUAAAACAAGCGCCAACUUUAGUUCAACUUGUUAUGUGAAUGCCAAUUAUAAUCGGCGCUCGUAAACAUAGGUUUUUGCAUAAAUGUCGAUUAAGAACCUCUCAACCGUUGAGUUGUCUGAACGCAUCCAUUUACUCACCGUGUAUACCAAAAGAAACAAAAAAUAUGCGUUCAAAGACGCGACGUUGGUGCAUUUAAUCCGUCGUACGGAUGCCGAGCGAAUGUUUUCACAUUGUUACAUUGUUGUCAAGCGUUACAUUCAGUCUAUACGUAUACGUCUAUGAUGACAGUUUACUAAUUUUGAGUACAAUAGAACAGCAUUUUGAUAUAUUUAUCACAGCCUUAAAACAGUUUUAUUAUACAUAAUUUAUAUAUUUAUAGAAAGAGAGGAAUAUUAUGUUACACGUUGUGUCUCAGAAUUAGCGAACACAAUUUUAAGAAUAGCUUUCUCAGACAACUUAGAGAUAAAAGUAGUUUGAAUUGAUCGUCAUACAAGAAUCUAGUCUGUGAAUUUAUUUGUUAUUUAUGUUGCCCUUAUAUUCUGUGCUUGGCUCGAAUUUUUUUUUU
This is a messenger RNA of Pseudomyrmex gracilis, 2031 nucleotides long. It is a transcript of the gene Ing5, whose product is annotated as inhibitor of growth protein 4. The record is from RefSeq and is a predicted model, not a curated record. Gene Ontology annotation, biological process: regulation of DNA-templated transcription. Bases 178 to 1071 code for a protein of 297 amino acids. Gene Ontology annotation, cellular component: nucleus. The transcript is spliced from 5 exons. Lineage: Eukaryota; Metazoa; Arthropoda; Insecta; Hymenoptera; Formicidae.